AUGCACGUGCCUUCGAGUGCAUUACGGACGAUUAAGAGUCAGCUAUGGUGCGUGGCAAUAGUUGUAGUGGUGGCAGCGGUGGCAGACGUGGCGAGUCUGAAUGGACCCAAUGUGUGCAUGGUGAAACAAAAGUACAACAUCACGAAACGCGUCAAGUAUCGAGCCCCGAUGUCCGUUCGCACUUACGAAUGGUGUUUCUCCAUGCCGCCGAGAUGCUCCCGAUGGAAGACUGAAAUGAGGGACCUCAGCAGACUCGAGACAGAAGAAAGGACUGCUGAGGUGGCAGUUUGCUGUCCAGGUUAUAAAAUGAAAGAUGUGUCCUGCGUACCAAUUUGUCCAAGUGGAAAGACGGGAUCCGGUUGUGCUGACGAUUGUCCAGAAAACAAAUGGGGCCCUAACUGCGCAAACGACUGCCCUAUCUGCUCCGAGCACGGUGAAUGCUCACCACUUACCGGAGAGUGUGAGUGCAAAGAUGGAUGGCAAGGUGAGAGUUGUGAAAUUCGCAUGUCAACAACGCCAUCCUCGACCACUUUGAUGGAAGAAUUACUAACAACUACAAAAUCUACGUCUUACACUAAUCCAACCACUACAACGCCUGUCAGUAGUACUGCCGUCACCAAUGCAUCAACUGUCAGUAGCACUACUGUAGAAAUAACUACUGUUCCAACUCCGCUGACUUCUAGAGGUAGUUCAAAUUCUAUUAGCACAACUAUAACUUCUCCUGUCACCACUACUUCUACCACUGAAACACCUACAACCAAAGAACAAUCACCUACAACAGAUGUUAUAUUAAUUACAACCGUAAGCAUCAGAGAUACAGAUAACUCAACUGAUAGAGAAGAACAAAGUGAAAAUAUGAUGAGUGUGACGACAGUAACAGCUUCAACGCGAACUGAUGCUUACGAGAAUGUUACAAACAUAACAACAACUACAUCACCGACAACCGAAACUACAAUACAAGAAACAACGACUACUAGAACGCGCACAAAAUCGAUUUACAACCGAACUGAGAUUUCUGUUGAAAACGCGACUACUACCCCGUCAACCACCACAACCAUCAAAAUCCAAAGAUCUUCUCCUGAGGUGAUUUUAUAUACCACCGAAAUGAUUGAAGACAAAAGCAUUUUGCAGAAUGCAUCAACAUUAAACCCAAAAGUAACAAAAUUUGCUUCCAACACAUAUUCGACAAUCCCCACAUCUACCGGAAAGGAGGUCACGGAUAAAACUGAAUCAACACGGAAGCCAGAAACAUCAGUUAAAGCGCCGAUAACGCAAAAAUCUAAACCAAAGGAAAUCUGGAUCAAACCGACGCAGAAAGCUCCGUCUCAGACUAACAGUCCAACGACUCUAACAGAUAAAAGUUCUAAUGGGACAUUCACUAAGAAGCCCACUGCGAAACCGUUUAAGAGAAAUAGCGUCGAGGUGACAACCAAGGCUAUGCUCUCCUCGCAUAAAAGAAACGUCUCAGACACUGUCACCAUCAAGCCGAUUCCAAAUUCGAAAGCGACAGGCCCACCAAAGAGGCUGACGACGGCAAAGAUCCAGGGGAACUCUAACGAUCAAAAAAACAUCACAAAAUCCCCCAGGGCCGACUUCACUACGACGGAGGGGCCCACGGAAGAUGAAACCUUUCAUAUUUUGACAGAGCCCGAGCAUAUCACGGCGGUGAUGAGUGACAGGGGACGUGAUAGGUCCUCGAUGGACUUGGUGUCUGUGGUGAGCAUUGCCGGUGGCGUUAUGAUGGCCGUUAUCACCGUCGCCGUUCUAAUAGUCAUGGUGGAGCGCUGCCGGCGGCCACGCUUCGAGGAAGUGCGGAAGAACAUUAGAAUGCAAGUGAUGAUCGACAACAAUGAAGCACCGCCGCCUUACAUGAGGAGCAUCUUUCACACACCCCUACCAGAACCGCCUCCAACGGAAAAGUGCCAUUAUCAACCGAUAUCUACUUUAGAUAGAAACCUGAAACAAUUCAUGAGGCCAGUGGUUGUUCAAAAUAUAUCGCCAAUAAUGUUGGAAAAUUUCAGAGGUAUAUUAGAAUGCCAUUAUGAUCAUCUGCCCCGAAGAAAUCACGAUUUUGGGACGAUGCCAACUCGAUUUGCAGCAGCGCCAUCUAUGAGUUACAGUCAAGAACUACGAUGUCAGAAGUCAAGAUCCGUGAAUGAAUCGGCGAUAGAUGCGUUAAAAUGCGAAGCGAAAAUGGACGUUCUCGAUUCUUCUACGUCUGAACCUCUGUACGCUGAGAUUCCUUGCUGGCGACCGCCGUCUGAACACGCCAUAGAAGUGGUUAACUUGAACGCUCUCAAGUUGGGAGGGCUCGGCGGGCAAACGGUUCAGUGCUGUUCUGAAUGUCAAACGGAGCAGAAGUCGAUCAACACUGAUAAACAAAUCAGGAUGCUGAAUUGGGCAAUCUUCGCACUGGUGCUCGCAGGCAUCGGUGCAAACAACCCUGACACGCAGUAUGUGAAGUCGGUUAAAGGUGGUUUCGGCGGGAGGGGCUACCAGUACCAAGCCGGCGACAACCUCGCUAAAUAUUACGGUAACCGCAGCCAGCAGGGUUAUGAUAACAGACAGAACGAGAUUGCCCCCGCCAGUUUGGACGUAGGCGUGUGUUACAUAGAGGUUCCAACUGCGAGCCUGGCGAGAGAUCCGGCGCAUGUACCUACCGGAAAUGGGUCGAGGCCGGACCUGAGCCGCAUCACAGCCUGCUGCAGAGGCUACAUCCGGAACAUCCACAACCACAGAAUCUGCGACCCGGUGUGCUCUCAAGAGUGCGUCAACGCUCUGUGCACGGCCCCAGAGACGUGCACUUGUUUCCCCGACCACGUGAAGAAUUACGCGGGAUUUUGUGUGCCCACGUGUCCCAUCGGUUGCCAGAACGGACGUUGUUCCGGCGGCGAAUGCCUCUGCAAUAACGGUUACAAAUUGGAUUCCGAUAGCAAGUACUGCUUGCCGAGCUGCAGAGAGAAUUGUGGUGGCAUUGGAAAUUGCACAGCACCGAACACUUGCGAUUGCAAGAACGGCUAUCAGUCUACACCUGGAGGAUCAUGUAGGGCUGUGUGUGACAGUUGCGUGAACGGAGAUUGCGUCGCCCCAAAUGAUUGUCGCUGCCAUGAAGGCUAUACGAAGGAGGGUGUCAAAUGCGUGCCACUAUGUAAACAGGGCUGUAGUCCAAAUGGGCGGUGCGUUGCUCCAAACAUAUGCGAGUUUCCGUCAACCACAACUUCAAGGCCUACAUACGUACCCGGUCAACCCUCUUAUAACCCCGGAGUAAAUUCAAACCAACCAGGACAAUAUACAAACCAGCCAGGUCAAUAUCCUAAUCAGCCUGGUCAAUAUCCGAACAAACCAAGUCAAUAUCCAAGUCAAACGGGUUCAUAUCCAAAUAAUCCGAAUCAACCUGAUCAACACUCUAAUAAAACUGGUCAAUAUCCAAGCCAACCCGGUCAAUAUCCAGGCCAGCCUGGCCAAUAUCCAGGCCAGCCUGGCCAAUAUCCAGGCCAGCCUGGCCAAUAUCCAGGUCAGCCCAGUCAAUAUCCAGAGCAAUCCGGUCAAUAUCCAGGGCAACCCGGUCAAUAUCCAGGGCAACCGAAUCAAUAUCCAGGCCAGCCUGGCCAACAUCCAGGUCAGCACGGUCAGUAUCCUGGUCAGCCCGGUCAAUAUCCAGGUCACACAGGUCAAUAUCCAGGUCAAAAUGGUCCAUAUCCAGACCAGCGCGGUCAAAAUCCAGACCAACCAAACCCAACUGAGCAACCUCAGUAUCGCCCCGGUCACAACCCCCAAUAUCCAGGUCCACCACCAUCUCGCCCAGGACAACCGGCUUACGAGUCCAUGUACCAACCGGCUGAGGGCCAUCGCCCUGGCUACGCUCUGUAUCCAGAGAGUCAGCACGUAUCUCCCGACAGUGAUGUACAAGUGCAGUGCACCUUGACCUGUAUCAACGGAUACUGCGUCGAAGGCAAUCGAUGCGUGUGCAACCGGGGAUACGUCUUAGAUAGAGAAGAUCCUUCGGGCACCAGAUGCAUUCCCAGCUGCCCCGGUGGAUGUCUCAACGGCGUUUGCUCGGCGCCAAACUUCUGCAUCUGUAACAUUGGCUACUACAAGGACCACAGUGUUAAGGGGCGAUCAGUUUGCAUCAAACGCAUCCGGAGAUCCAUCGAUAUCGACAGGACACCCUUGGAUGUCGCAAAAUUACUCACCUUUGAAUUGCCUCAAUAU
Messenger RNA from Iphiclides podalirius (scarce swallowtail), 4212 nucleotides. Lineage: Eukaryota; Metazoa; Arthropoda; Insecta; Lepidoptera; Papilionidae. The record is from the annotation of a GenBank genome assembly.